ACCUUGUCAAGCUCUUGAACGAUUUUGUAAGAUAUUUAUAAGUGUGUACUGCUUAUCGAAAACACACAGAUAAUGGCUUCUCUAGACCUGGAUCCGGUGUUUGUAAAAGCCCUAAAGCUCUUACACUCGCGUAGUAAGGACUCCGGGGCACAGCUUAAACAGAUGCUAGAUGAUGCUAUAGCACAGAGGCAAGGGCAGGUGAAGCCUAAGACAAGCAGUUCAGAUACUGAGAAGUCAUCAGAAAAGUCUUCAUCAAAGCAUUCAAGCAGUUCUAGGAGAGAUGAGGAGUACAGUAAGAAGGCGGAGAAACGGUCCAGUGAUAAGACUAAAAGUGGGUCAGAGGCCUCACCAGAAGUGCCCGCUAAGAAGGCUCGAUUGGACGACUCUCAUCGGGACAAAGACUCGUCCAGAGAAAAACACUCAGAUAGGGAAAAAGAUAAAGACAGGGAAAGGGACAAAGAUAAAGAGAGGUCCAAGAAGGAUAAGGAUUCAAAAGAGAAAGAGAAAGAAAGGCGGGAAAGAAAAGAGCGGGAAAGAGAAAAAGAGCGGGAAAAAGAAAAGGCAAAAAAAGAGGAGCUAGAAAAAGAAAGGGAAAGAGAAAAACAGAGAAUGAAGGAGAAAGAAAAGCAGAAAAAGACAGAAAAGAAAGUGGAGGACGACUCUUCGACGGAGGAAGAACUGGAUAAAAGUAUGGAUGCGGAUGAUUUCGCCAUCGGGCUAGGGAUAUCGUGUGUAGUGUGCAAGCAGUUUGAUGUGAUGCCAGGAAAUCAGCUGGUUGAGUGUCAAGAAUGCCACAGUCUAUACCACCAGGAGUGUCAUCGGCCAGCAGUCAUAGAACAGGACGUGAAUGACCCGCGAUUUGUGUGGUACUGUUCUCGCUGUGAGAAAACCAUGAAGAAGAUGGUUGGUAAAACUCAGAAGUCCAAAUCUGGAGUGUCUGCCGCAACCCCGGAGAAGCUUGAAAAGCCUGUGUCGAAACCUUCCAAGUCAGAACCCACAAGUCUGUUUGCCUUCAACAGGCGGGAGACCAAACUCAGCACAUCAUCGUCUAAAGAGAGUUCCACAUCUGGUUCUGCGAAGCCUCUUAGUGGACUAGCCAGUCUGGCAGCUAACUUGUCAGGCCAGUCUAAGUCAAGCAGUCAGAAAACUGACCCAGUGAAAUCAUCCAGCUCGAAAGCUGACUCUUCCAAGUCGUCUAACAGUCAGUCAAAGCCUGAAUCUACUUCAAAAUCUUCAAGUUCAUCUUCGUCUUCAUCAAGUUCUUCAUCAAAAUCGUCAGAUCAUGUUAAGUCUUCAUCUGGAAAAUCAGAUUCUAAAUCUAAGUCUGAUUCAGAGAAAUCUUCGAGUGAAAAGUCGAAAGAUAAGGAUAAAGGUAAGUCUGACCAGAAGCCUUUCCAUCGACCUUCACAAGAUACCAAGGUCACCUCACGGGCAUCUCCUGAUGCUUCAAAGAUGUUUGGUGGACAAAAAUCGUCUUCUGAUUCCAGUAAAAUGUUGAAAUCUCAGUCAACAUCUGCUUUAUCAUCUUUGAAUUCAGCGAGUAAAUCGUCUUCGUCAUCAGCAUCAUCAUCGUCUAACCAGGGUGGUCAGAAUUCUGUUGUAAAUGCGGAUAAAAGACUGCAAAUGAUGAAGAAAAAAGCUGCUGCCAAAUUGACUGAGAAAAGAUCGUCCACAAAAUAAAAACAGCAUCUGUACAGUCAUCAAAAUAGGACAUUAUGAGAAACAAAUCUGAAUUCUUAAGAUGCACUCUUACGCCCAAAUCAGAUUUACCACUAUUAAUGAUAUUGUUGUAAUAUUUAAAAAAGGAUGAAUAAAUGUCGAAAACAAUGGUUUUUAUGAAGAAAACCGAGUCUAAUUUGAAAGAAAUGCGCAUAAACCAUGGUAUUUCUACCUUACGAAACCGUAGUAGUCCACAGUAAAUCUUUUAGCAUUCACCAAUCAUUUAAUAUUUUUUCGCUUUCUUCAAUUAAAUACACGGUUACAAUCUUGUUAUCAGUACAUAAUCUUUUCCAUAAAUGCAUUAUUUAGUAAGUAGUUAAAGGUUUAUCAGUCAAAAUUGAUGUUUGCUAUACAUGAGUAUGUAUUGAUUUUGAAUAAGACUGUCACUUUAGUCUUCUCUUGGCAUCAAAGAUUUUAACAAGCUCUUCUGUAUAACAAAUCAAGCAAGUCCAAAAAACAUUUUACAAGCGCAUGGUUGCUGUGUGCAAGUGCUUACUUUGACUACUGUUUAUAUAGUAUUAAAACUAUUGUCAUUGUUGUCUUAUAUAUGUUUUAUGUCAAUGACUAUCUGAAAUGUAUGUGUCUUAAUUAGAUGAAAAUAUUGUCCAUAAAGGCAUGUCUAAAAAAUAAAGUAGCACUGCAGAAAUUCAACACUUGCGUUGUUAAAAAAAAUAUAGGAAUUUUGGAAGAUUUUCAUUCAUUUCCCAGGGAUAAAAUUAAAGGUGAAAUAUGCCCCCUCCCCUCCCCACCAUUAGGGGGUAGGGGCAUUUAACUUUAGGCUUCCUUCAUGUUAAAAAUCAUUAGAACAGUUCAAAAUGAUAAACGAGAUAUACAUGUAUUCUUUGUAUCUGGUAAGCACAGGCUAGCCUAUAUAUAUUCAUCUGAAUAUAAUGUCUCUUGGUAGAUAAAAUGCUGUUGAAAAGGGAAUUUUAUUUUGUAUUGUCAAAGAUCAAUUAAAUUAUUAUAGCAAAAAUAACAUGCAUUGCUUUUUUAUAUGGUACAUUUAUUGUUAGCUCGCCAAGGUAUUGUCAUGGUGGUAUUGUCCUAGUGUAUUCAGUCUCUCCAGCGUUCAUACUUUCUCCUACUCUCCCUUCUUUUCCUACUUUUAAUACAUUUUGAAAAGCCCUACUUUUUCCUUCAUCUUGUCAAUACCCAUUAUUUUUGUGUGUGAAAAAUUAUCAGUUUUUAGCUUUAUUUGUUCAUUUUGUUCACAAAUUACCUAGGAUUCCAGUGGUGCAAUUAAGUAAAUUGAACCGUUGAGACAUGAGAUGGCCUGAUGGCUGUAAACAUUUCAACAACUUGAAGCAGUUCAGGGAUAAGUUUCAUCACAGGUUUAAUAAAAUAGGAAGAAGACAUUGUACAAUAAUUUUUAAGUUAGAAAGUUGUUGAUCUUAAACUGUCGAUGUACAUGUUCGUUAUUUUCAUACUCAUUGUCACAAAACGAUACUUUCUUCUACUGUGUUUUCAUAAAAGCUCCAAAUGUAUUCCUACUUUUUUUAUGGGACAUUGUUUGAGAGCCUGUUUAUUGAUAUUUGAAGAAUUGCUUUAUUGAAUUAUAUACUGAGAUAUUUAUAAUGUUGGAAUAAAGAUACUUUUUCAUGCUAUUCAUUGAAAUAUCAUGUAAUUUUGAUAUUUGUUGUAGUAUUUAUUAAAUAUAUGCAGAAAUGUU
This is a messenger RNA of Mya arenaria, 3388 nucleotides long. Its product is annotated as integrator complex subunit 12-like. The coding region runs from base 73 to 1680 and encodes 535 amino acids. Lineage: Eukaryota; Metazoa; Mollusca; Bivalvia; Myida; Myidae. The record is from RefSeq and is a predicted model, not a curated record. The transcript has 9 exons. Gene Ontology annotation, cellular component: integrator complex. Gene Ontology annotation, biological process: snRNA 3'-end processing.